AUGAUUAGAUCCUCAUUACGUUUAAAUAAUAAUAAUAUCAAAUAUUUAUUUUCGACACAUUGGAAUUUAAAUAAAAAUAAAAAUAUUUAUUUCAUUAGAGUUGCCAGAGGAUUUUCAACAACACCACCACCGCCACAAUUGUCAAAUCUUGAACCUGAUUUAACAAUACCAAAACCUAAUAUCUCAAAUAAAAAUUUAAAUGAUGAAAUUGGAAAUAUUAGAGAAAUAAUUUCUUAUUUACAAUCACUAGAUUUUUCAAAAGAAAAUCAAAUUGAAAAAAUAAAAGAAUUAAAUUUAAUAAAUUUAAAAUUUGAAAAGUUAUCUAAUUUAAACGAUUUUUCAAAUUUUUUAAUUCCAAUUUUAAAUUUAAAUUUAGAGUGCAAUAAUUUAGAAAUGAUUUUAAAAUAUUUAAUACAUUAUGAUUAUUCAAUUGAAACAGCAUUAAAAUCUUCAAAUACAAGUAAGGAUGAAAUUUAUUACUGUCUAUGUACAAUUUUAUUAGAAUUACAAAAAUAUGAAAAAAAUAAAAAAAAACAACAUCAGCCACAACAACCACAACAACCACAACAACAACAACAACAACAACAACAACAAAAAUAUUCACAAUCAUUAAAAUUAUUAUUUUCAAAUAAAUAUUUAUUAAAAAGGUUUAUAAAAUCAAAUGGGUUUAUUAAUCUUUUAAAAGAGUUUAACCAAGAUGAAACUGAAUUAUUAUUAAAUUUUAUAAAUUCAAAAACAGAAUUAAAUAGAUCAGAUGAAAAUGAUUUAAAAAAGUUUGAUAUAUAUCCAAGUUAUAUAUUUUAUUAUUUAAAAAUUGGUAAUAUUAAUGAAGCAAUGGAAUUUAGUAAACAAUAUGAACAAGACAUUUCAAAUCAUAGUAAAGAAAUUCUAAAAAAUUUACAAACUCAAUCACAAAUUCAACAAGAUAGAUUAUUUAUUUAUUUUAAUUUUUUAAAUUAUUAUAUUGAAAAAAAUGAUUUUUUACAAGUUACUAAAUUAAAAAGACCAUUUAAAACUAAUUUUUUCAUUAAUCAAACUUUAAUUAAAAUUUAUCAAUAUCAAAAUAAUUUAGAAAUGGUUAAAGAAAUUUUUCAAGAAAUAAUUGAAAAUGAUUGGAAAGAUUUACCAUUAUUAAUAUUAAUACAACAUCAACAACAACAACAACUACUACAAAUUGAAAAAGAAGAAAGAAAAGCACUUAGAUUUGGUAUUAAAAAUGAAAAUGAAAAUUCAUUAAUAAUUAAAGAAAUUUUUAAAUAUUUAAAAAGUGAUCAAAUUGAUAAUAGACAGAAAUUAUUAAUAAUCGAUUCAACAAUUUCUUUAUUAUUACGUAAUAAUCAUUAUGAAAAAGCAUUAUUUUGGUAUGGAUUUCUAUGUGUUGAUUUAAAAUUAAUGGCAAAUCAUUCAAUUCAUAGAUCAUUUUAUGAUUAUCAUUUAAUUAGAGAGAAAAAAGCAAAAAAUCAAAUAAAAUUAAAAUCUCAUUGGAUUCGUAGAUUUGAUAGAAUUGAUGAUACAGCAAUUUUAAAACAAAAAACUGAAAUCAUUAAACCACAUAAUCUAAUGAAAAUUAAAAAUAUUUUAAUUGAAAUCGGACAAUCAUCAUCAAAUUUUGAGUCAAUGUAUAAUUCAUGUAAAGAAAUACUUUGUUUUAGAACAAAUUUAAUAAUUGAAUGUAGUAGUAGUAAUAUGGGUUUAGGAUUUGAUACAAAUUUAAAAAGUAAUGAAUUAGAUUCCACAUUGAAAGAAUAUUGUGAAAGAAAUCAAUUUAGUACAGAAUUUAUAAUUAAAUAUUUAAAAGAUCAAUAUUUUGAAAAAGGAUUAAUACCACCAAGUGAACAAUUACUAUUAACAAUGUUAAAAAUUAAAAAACUCGGUUUAAUUCCUUAUAAACAAUUAUUAGAAAUUUCACCAGAAUAUAUUAAAGUAUUAUUAUUUGAUUAUACUCAAUUUUCAUUAAAACAUUUAAAAUCAAAUGAACUAUUUGAUAAUUUAUUAUUAGAAAGUAAAUUUAUGAUUUCAAAUUCAAAAGAAACUUUAAAUACAAUUCUAUAUGUUUUAUUAAGUGAUUCUAGAUUUGGAGAAUCAAUAGAUUUAGUUAAAUUUAUGACAUCAAAAUCAAUCCCAAUUGAUGAACAUAAAACUUUUGGUACAAAAUUAUUUCAUAUUUUAAAUUAUAAUUUUAAAUAUAAUAAUAAUAAUAAUAAUAAUAAUAAUAAUAAUAAUAAUAAUAAUAAUAAUAAUAAUAAUAAUAAUUCAAUUGUAAAUAAUAAUAAUAACAAUAAUAAUGAUAAUAUUGAAAAUGAUAAUAAUGAAAUUAAAUUUGAAUUAUUAAAUGAAAUUAUUAAAAUUAAAAAAUUAAAUCCAAAUCAUAUUGAUUCAGCACCAAUUUAUAAUUGUUUAUUAUUUAAAAUUUUAAAUAAUAAUAAUAAUAAUAAUAAUAAUAAUAAUAAUAAUAAUAAUAAUAAUAAUAAUAAUAAUAAUAAUAAUAAUAAUAAUAAUAAUAAUAAUAAUAAUGAAAGUGGAGUGGAUUUAGUUAAUGGUAAAAGUCAAGUUAUUGAAGCAUUUAAAUUAUUUCAUUCAAUAAAGUAUAAGAAUGCAAAUACAUUUAAUUUAGGUGUUCAAAUUUAUUCAAGAAUGCAUCCACGUGUUGGUCGUAAAGAUAUUAUUUCAUUCAUUCAUUUAUGGGAUACAUUAUUAGAAACUUCAAAAACUAUACCAAAUUGUGUAUUUUUCAGUUUCUAUCAAGAAUUUUUCAAAGUAUUUUAUAAUUCAUCAGGUUUAAAUCAUUUAAAUAUUGAAAAGAUUUUAAAAAGAAAUGAAAUGGUUUUUAAGAAUGCAACUCCAAUAACCAUUGAAAUUCUAUUAAAAUCAUUUUUAAGGUCACCUCAAGAUGAUGAUGAAGUUUUACCAAUUGAUAAAACCAAUGCAAAAAAUAUUUUAGAUACAUUCUUAAAAUUUAAUAAAUCUAAAUUUUAUUCACAAGAAAUUAUGGAAAUAUUAAAUAAAUCUCAACAAGUUUUAAUUAAUGAAAAUGGAAUUGGUCAUCAAGAAUUCACUAAAUUUAUUGAAAAUUAUAAUCCAGAAAUUACAAUUACCACUGAUAAAAUAAUUUCUAAUGUUAAAAUAUUAUCACAAUCAAGUAAAGAAUUUUUAAAUAAUUUAACAAAUUUAUAA
Molecule: messenger RNA, 3174 nt
Organism: Dictyostelium discoideum AX4
Lineage: Eukaryota; Evosea; Eumycetozoa; Dictyosteliales; Dictyosteliaceae
Exons: 2
Coding region: 1-3174 (1057 amino acids)
Source: RefSeq, a predicted model, not a curated record